Molecule: messenger RNA, 3189 nt
Organism: Staurois parvus
Lineage: Eukaryota; Metazoa; Chordata; Amphibia; Anura; Ranidae
Source: the annotation of a GenBank genome assembly
CAAGAAAAACUAAAACCAGCGUCCAAGGAGGAAAACGCCAAGCCCGCCCCGCAAGACAAAUUAAAGCCGCUGGUCAAAGAGGAAAAUGCCAAACCAGCAGCAAUACAAGACAAAUUAAAGCCAGUAGUCAACCAAGAGAAGGCAAAACCCUUCGACGAAAGGCAAAAAACUGCAGUCAAGGAGGAAAAUGCCAAACCAGCGGUCAACCAGGAAAAAGCCAAAACUUUGGAGAAGGACGGAAAGGCAAAACCAGCUGAAAAGGAAGAAAUUUCUAAGCCCCCGGUGACAAAAGAGAGUACAAAGCCACCCGUCGUAGAGGGGAACGCCAAACCUGUUGAGGAAAAUGCAGCGCCGGCGGUCAAAGAGGAGAAAGUGGAGCAGAACUGUGUGUCGGUGGUGGAUGGAGAAGUGGAGAACAAGGCUGAAGAAAGCUCAGGGACUCCACCAGUCUUCUCUGAAGUUUUGCAGGACUUAAAGUUGGCGGAUGGAGAGAAGCUGCUUCUACAGUGCCAGGUCACCUCAGAGCCACCGCCGACCGUAACAUGGACUCUCGAUGGGAAAGUCAUGAAGUCCUCCAAGUUCAUUGUUCUCGCUCAAGAAGGCCCCCUGUGCACUCUCACCAUAGAGAAGACGUACCCGGAGGACGGUGGGCAGUAUAAAUGUGUCGCGGAGAACUCAGCGGGGAAGGCGGAGUGCUCCUGCAAUGUCGCUGUAGAAGAUACUUCCGGAAAAACAGAAAUAAAGAAAACCAAAAAGCCUCGAAGUAAUGCGGCCCCAGCCGGCACAGCGGAGCAUGGGGCCACCAUUAAGAAGAAGCCAGCUCCGAAGACCCCCCUUAAAGCAGCCUCUGCACUGCAAAUCCUCCAAUUUCCCGAAGACCAGAAAGUCCGCGCCGGAGAGUCCCGUGGUACUUCUGUCCAAAGUGGCGGGAACGCAGCCCAUUACCUGCACCUGGAUGAAGUUCAAGAGAGAGAUCAAAGAAAGUGAAUUCAUCAAGGUGGAGAGCUCAGAGGACUCCAGCAAACUGACCAUCUCAUGCGCCCGCCAGGAGCAUUGCGGCUGCUACACGCUGGUGGUGGAGAACAAACACGGCUCCAAGCAAGCGCAGGUCAACCUGACCGUAUUCGAUAAGCCGGAUCCCCCAGCCGGGCAGCCCUGUGCCUCGAGAUAUUAGGGCUCGGCCCUGACCCUGUCCUGGUAUGGUCCCACCUAUGAUGGAGGCAGCGUGGUCCAGUCCUACAUGGUGGAGAUCUGGGAUUCCGUGGACAAGAAAUGUGGUCCGACCUGACGCUGUGCAGGAGCACCUCCUUCAACGUGGAAAUCUGCUGCACGACCGCGAGUACAAGUUCCGGGUCCGGGCCACCAACGUGUACGGAACCAGUGAGCCCAGCCAGGAAUCGGACCCUGGUGGCUUACAAGGAGAAAGUAGAAGGAGAACAUAAAGAUGAAGUUGAAGUGUCUGAUGAUGAGGAGAUGUCGGAGUCGGAUUACCGCAAUGUGGCCAUAAACACCACGCAGAAGGUGGCAGAAUUCUACGACGUGGAGGAGCGGCUGGGGACGGGUAAAUUCGGACAAGUGUUCCGGUUGGUGGAUAAGAAGACGAAGAAGGUUUGGGCAGGAAAAUUCUUUAAGGCGUACUCCGCCAAGGACAAGGAGGGGAUCCGGCAGGAGAUCGACAUCAUGAACUGCCUGCACCACCCCAAACUGGUCCAGUGCAUAGACGCCUUUGAAUCCAAAGCCGACAUGGUGAUGGUUCUGGAACUGGUGUCCGGCGGCGAGUUGUUUGAGCGAAUUAUCGAUGAGGAUUUCGAGUUGACGGAAAGAGAAGUCAUCAAGUACAUGAAGCAGAUUUCGGAGGGGGUGGAGUUCAUCCACAAGCAAGGGAUCGUCCACCUGGACCUGAAACCCGAGAACAUCAUGUGCGUCAACAAGACCGGAACCAAAAUCAAACUCAUCGACUUCGGCCUGGCCAGGAGACUAGAGAGCACACCAAACCUCAAAGUCUUGUUUGGGACCCCCGAAUUCGUGGCCCCUGAGGUGAUCAACUAUGAGCCCAUCGGCUACGCCACGGACAUGUGGAGCAUCGGGGUCAUCUGCUACAUCCUGGUGAGCGGUCUCUCGCCCUUUAUGGGUGACAACGAUAAUGAGACGUUGGCGAAUGUCACCUCCGCUACCUGGGACUUCGACGAUGAAGCCUUCGAUGAGAUCUCAGAGGACGCCAAAAACUUCAUCAGCACUCUGCUCAAAAAAGACAUGAAGAGUCGCCUGAACUGUACGCAGUGCCUGCAGCACCCUUGGCUCCAGCAGGACACCAACACCAUGGAGGCCAAGAAACUGUCCAAGGAGCGGAUGAAGAAGUACAUGGCGCGGCGGAAGUGGCAGAAAACCGGGAAUGCUGUGCGAGCCAUCGGGCGUCUGUCUUCCCUGGCCAUGAUAUCCGGUAUGGGUGCCAGGAAGUCUUCAGGAGGUUCCCCCACCAGCCCAUUGUGUGCAGAACUGGAGGCUGGAGAAGAUGACGGCCAGGCCUUCCUGGAGUCCGUGUCGGAGGAGAGACCUCCCAUGAAGCCGGUCUUCACCAAGACCAUAUUGGAUAUCGAGGUGGUGGAGGGCAGCGCGGCCAGAUUCGACUGCAGGAUCGAAGGUCAUCCCGACCCCGAGGUGAUCUGGUACAAGGACGAUCAUCCCAUCAAGGAGUCUCGCCACUUCAAGAUAGAGUACGACGAAGAUGGCAACUGCUCUCUCACCAUCUCGGAGGUGUGCGGUGACGAUGACGCCAAGUACACGUGCAAAUCCAUCAACAGCCAAGGGGAGGCGUCCUGCACCGCUGAGCUCAUUGUGGAGGUGAUGGCGGAGGAGGAGGAGAAGAAGAGGAGGAGGAAGAAGAAGAGGAGGAGUGAUGGAUAUCCCGUGUCGGACUUAUCUCUAUUGAGGGGACUUUCCCAUCCAGAUCCCAGAGAGACACUUCUUAGAGAACCUGGAAGCCAUAUUUACAUGCACAGUUUGAAGAGCACGUCGGCGGCCAACCAGAUGAGAGUUGUUCCUUUUCUCCGAGGGCAUUAUCGCUGCUCAGCCGUAACAGACAAAACGAUGACUCUGGGGGCGGCGGGGGUGGGGUUUGGGGGGGGGGGGGUUCAGGCUGGCUCUGUUAUUAGAGAAACACACCGGAUUGUGGAUCUGGGGGGAGAGUGA